This is a messenger RNA of Malania oleifera, 1263 nucleotides long. RefSeq names its product inorganic pyrophosphatase 1-like. Lineage: Eukaryota; Viridiplantae; Streptophyta; Magnoliopsida; Santalales; Ximeniaceae. Gene Ontology annotation, molecular function: phosphatase activity. The coding region runs from base 237 to 1064 and encodes 275 amino acids. The transcript is spliced from 4 exons. The record is from RefSeq and is a predicted model, not a curated record.
GGCAGCCUGAAACUGAAACUAGAAACCGGGAUCGACAUAUCCUUCAGAGGGAUAACAGAUAUGAUGCACGUAAUCUUCCAUGGCGUAAUCUCAGCUUCCUUGUCACUCUCGGAGACCCUCUUUAAUAAGUACCUCCUAUGUUUCGUGAUUUGGAGGCAUGAAGUUGUGGGGGCAACGACGGUCGACGACGACUGGUAGUAGCCGGAAUCUGGGGAAUUCUCUUGUGUCGCCGGAGAAUGGCCGGGAUUGUGGUGGUUUUUGACUUCGACAAGACGAUCAUCGACUGCGACAGCGACAACUGGGUGGUAGAUGAGUUGGGUGCGACGGAGCUCUUCAAUCAACUCCUCCCCACCAUGCCCUGGAACUCUCUCAUGGAUCGGAUGAUGAAGGAGCUUCAUUCGCAGGGGAAAACCAUUGAUGACCUUGUUGAGGUUCUGAAACGGGUUCCAAUUCAUCCCCUGAUCAUCCCAGCCAUUCAAUCCGCCCAUGCUUUAGGGUGUGAUCUGAAGAUAGUGAGUGAUGCAAAUGCGUUCUUCAUCGAGACGAUCUUAAAGCAUCUGGGGCUGAUGGAUUGUUUCUCAGAAAUCAACACUAACCCCAGCUUUGUUGAUGAAGAAGGCAGGCUCAGGAUCUUCCCUUACCAUGAUUUUACCUCUUCUCCUCACGCCUGCUACCUCUGCCCUCCAAACAUGUGCAAGGGUGUGGUGAUGGAGAGGAUCCAAGCUUCCGCAUCUGCACAAGGGAGGAAAAAGUUCAUCUAUCUUGGGGACGGGAACGGCGAUUACUGCCCGAGCUUGAAGCUUGGGGAAGGAGACACAGUGAUGCCCAGGAAGAAGUUCCCUCUGUGGCAUCUCAUUUGCAGAAAUCCCAUGCUUAUGAAGGCGGAGAUUCGGGAAUGGAGCGACGGGAAGGAGUUCGAGCAGGUUCUUAUGCAUCUCAUCAGAACGAUUUCGGUGGGAGAAAGUUGCAGAAACGGUAGUAGUAAUAUUUCUCCACAGUUGAUCUCCGCCGAUUGGAAGUUCGGGACAGUUCCAAUUUCCAUGCCUCGAGUUGUUCGUCAGUAAUAGCCUGGAAGUUUGAAAAUUGAAUUAUCAAUGGCAAAUGCCACAAAUAGAAAAUCAUCUCUCUCGUUUUUUAGUUUUUUGUUUUUUUUCAGGUUUUAGAUUUUGAUCUUAAGGGGAAAAAAACUAUGAAGUCAAAUGCAAAUCAUACUUGUCUACUUUAUGUUUCGGCAUGUUAGUUUUUGAAUUUGUUUUUUCUUUU